Molecule: messenger RNA, 1494 nt
Organism: Kluyveromyces lactis
Lineage: Eukaryota; Fungi; Ascomycota; Saccharomycetes; Saccharomycetales; Saccharomycetaceae
Gene: ARO8
Product: bifunctional 2-aminoadipate transaminase/aromatic-amino-acid:2-oxoglutarate transaminase
Exons: 1
Coding region: 1-1494 (497 amino acids)
Biological process (GO): L-tyrosine biosynthetic process; aromatic amino acid catabolic process
Molecular function (GO): L-2-aminoadipate:2-oxoglutarate transaminase activity; aromatic-amino-acid:2-oxoglutarate transaminase activity; pyridoxal phosphate binding
Source: RefSeq, a predicted model, not a curated record
AUGACUCAAGGUGUUGCUAAGGAUUUUUCACACUUGUACAGUGAUGAGACUAAAAGUCGUAUGCCUUCUCAAUUGAAGUCAAUUAUACAUUAUUUCAAUGAUCCAAACUUGAUCUUUUUGGGUGGUGGUUUACCAAUGUCUGAUUACUUCCCAUGGGAUAACUUGACUGUGGAAUCUCCUCUACCACCUUUCUCCAACGGUAUCGGUGCCAAACCAUCUGGGGAUGAUGCCGAUACUUGUCAGAUUCAUAUCACCAAGAACUUAGAGGAAUCUCAAAAGGGUGUCGAUAUUCCAUUGUCAAGAUCUUUGCAAUAUGGUUACUCUCAAGGUCAACCUGAAAUCACGAAGUUCUUCAAAGAGCACCAUUCUUUGAUUCAUGACAUGAAGUACGAGAAUUGGGAUGUGUUGGCUACCAUUGGUAACACCGGUGCCUGGGAAUCCGUCUUAAGAAUUUUCUGUAACAGAGGUGACACUAUUCUUGCUGAACAGUUCGCUUUCUCAUCUUCUAUUAGCGCUGCGGAGGCUCAAGGUGUCAACGUGUUCCCUAUUCCAUUAGAUGAACACGGUAUCAUUCCAAGCAAGCUAGAGACUAUCUUGGAUAACUGGACCGAGGGUGCCGCUAAGCCAAAAUUAUUAUACACUGUUCCAACUGGUCAAAACCCAACUGGUUCAUCUUUAUCCUUCGAUAGGAAAGAAGAAAUCUAUCGUAUUGCCCAAAAGCACGAUUUCAUUAUCAUUGAAGAUGAACCAUACUACUUCUUGCAAAUGGAAAAAUACGAAAAAGAUCCGGCAAACAGGGUUGUCAAAUCCUACGCUGAUCAUAAAGAGUUCAUUCAAAACUUGGAAAAAUCUUUCGUCUCUAUUGACACCGAGGGACGUGUAUUAAGAUUGGACUCUUUGUCCAAGGUCCUAGCUCCAGGUACAAGAUUCGGUUGGAUCGUUGGUGCCAAAGACAUCUUGGCCCGUAUCUUAAGUUUACAAGAAAUGACCAUCCAAGCUCCUGCUGGUUUCACUCAAUCGAUCAUCGCUGGUACCAUGAACCGCUGGGGUCAAGAAGGAUACUUGGACUGGUUGAUCGGUUUGAGACACGAAUACACCAAGAAGCGUGACUGUUGUAUUGAUGCAUUGUACAAAUACCUACCACAAGUCGAUUACAUCAAGAUUAAUCCACCAAUCGCUGGUAUGUUCUUUACUGUCAACAUUGACGCUUCCAAGCAUCCCGAAUUUGCAACCAAGUACGGGUCAGAUCCUGAAAAAGUUGAAAAGGCUAUCUUUGACAGGUCCAUCGCUUCAGGUGUAUUGGUCGUUCCUGGUAACUGGUUCAAGUCUCAAGGCCAAACCACUCCACCUCAGCCAGAAGCUUCUUUCAAAUCCGAAAAACCUAACGAAAUAUUCUUUAGAGGUACUUACGCUGCUGUUCCAUUGGAUAAGAUGACUGUCGGUUUGCACAGAUUUGGAGAUGGUUUGUACGAAGAGUUUCAAUUAACCAAAUAA